Messenger RNA from Glycine soja, 2597 nucleotides. RefSeq lists its product as uncharacterized. Bases 104 to 2008 code for a protein of 634 amino acids. NCBI's taxonomy places the organism in Eukaryota, Viridiplantae, Streptophyta, Magnoliopsida, Fabales, Fabaceae. Gene Ontology annotation, cellular component: nucleus. The transcript has 13 exons. Gene Ontology annotation, biological process: regulation of telomere maintenance. The record is from RefSeq and is a predicted model, not a curated record.
GGAGGAUUAGCGGUAAGUGGGUGUGGGCAUUGGCAUAGCAGCUGGGUCGCACAGAAAGGGAAGGAGACAAGUCUACUCUCUCCAAAAUCCGUUGCAGUCAGUAAUGGAUCGUCAAUGGCGUCCUGCUCCUCCACCCAAUGUCUGCCCCUCUUGCUUCCACCCCCACUUCCCCUUUUGCCCUCCUCCACCCCCCUAUUAUCACCCUCACCCCCCCUUCCCUUACGCCAACUUCAAGAGACCCCGAAUCGACGACAACCCUAUCAAUUUCUCCGACGACGAACGCAGAUUAAAGCUCAUUCGCGAUCACGGAUUCCACACUUACGCGCCACACCCUAAUCACAAGGACUUCCCUCCCCACAAUGCUCAAUUCAGAUCUUCCCCUCACCCCUUCCAUGCUUACCCGGACCCCUCGCAGCACCGCGUUCCCGACGCUUACCAUCACGCUCACGCUCCUCAUGUUGCCAUGCACGAAGGGAACCACCAGCACAAUUUCAAUGGAAGAGUAGUUCACUAUCCUUAUCCCUACCCUGCUGCGGGUAACAAUAGCAACGAUAAUAAUAAUAAUAAUAAUAUGGAGCCUUCGAGAUUCUUCAGGGGACAGCCUCAGCCUCCGCUUCCUUCUUCGCCGCCGCCACCUCUUCCCAUGGAACCGUCCAUGAAUCAAUUGAAACCGCCUUCUCUUUUUCCCGUUGCCGAAUCUCAACCCAUGUCUCAGCCCUAUUAUCACCCCUCUGCUUUUCCUUCCGAGCAGGAAGCAUCGAAGCAGCAGUACUUGGGAGAUUCCCAAUCUUUUUCGUUAAACCAAUUGGCUGCAGAGAGACCUAAAGUGAUCGAUGCGUCGCACUUAUUUCGCCAUCCUCAUCGAGCUUCGCGGCCUGAUCAUUUUGUCAUCAUCUUUCGAGGCCUCCCAGGUAGUGGUAAGAGUUACCUAGCAAAGAUGUUGCGUGAUCUUGAGGUUGAAAAUGGUGGUGAUGCUCCUCGAAUUCAUUCCAUGGAUGAUUAUUUUAUGACUGAGGUUGGAAAGGUUGAGGAUGGCGAGGCAUCAAAAUCUUCAAGUUCAGGCAGAAACAAGAAGCCUGUGACAAAGAAGGUCAUGGAGUAUUGUUAUGAACCUGAAAUGGAGGAGGCUUAUCGGUCAAGCAUGUUGAAAGCUUUCAAGAAAAAUGUUGAGGAAGGAGUUUUCACCUUUAUUAUUGUGGAUGACCGCAAUCUGCGGGUAGCUGAUUUUGCUCAAUUUUGGGCAACUGCAAAGAGAUCGGGGUAUGAAGUUUACAUUUUAGAAGCUACAUACAAGGAUCCGGUGGGUUGUGCUGCAAGGAAUGUCCAUGGAUUUACACAGGAAGACAUAGAAAAGAUGUCUAAGCAAUGGGAAGAAGCUUCAUCCUUGUAUCUGCAGCUUGAUGUGAAGUCAUUAUUUCAUGGAGAUGAUCUAAAGGAAAGCAGAAUACAGGAGGUUGACAUGGAUAUGGAAGAUGAUCUAGGUGAUGCAUUACCUCCAUUUCAAGGAAAAGAAGAUGAGAAAGUUGUUGACCCUCCUGUUGGGGAAGAUGCAAGUUUCCUAAAGGCUGGGAAGAAUUGGCAUGCUGAAGAGGAACAUCCAACAGAAGUCAGGGAAUUGGGUAAAAGCAAAUGGUCAGAAGAUUUUGGUGAAGAUGACAUUGAUCAAACUGAAGGUAUGAAGGGCAAUAUUAAUGCUCUGUCUGGGUUAAUUCAUCAAUAUGGCAAGGAACGAAAAUCUGUACAUUGGGGUGAUAAGGGUGGCAAAACAGGGUUUUCAAUAGGGGCUGCAAGGAAGGUAAAUGCUUUGUCGUUAGUGAUCGGACCUGGUGCUGGAUAUAACCUGAAAUCUAAUCCAUUACCUGAAGAGGAUAGUCCAACCCGUAAUAGUGUGGAGUCAAAGAAGCAUAGCAUAUUUCAAGAACAAAUCCGGGCUGAACGAGAAUCUUUCAAAGCUGUUUUUGAUAGGAGACGGCACAGGAUUGGUGGGCUUGAUGUGGAGGAGGACUGAAAGAAACCGACCCAAUGCAGAAGGCUUUCACAAAACAGAGUAUGGGGAGGGAAGAUCUAUCAUGCAUUCAGCUCUAUCCCUCCCUGCAUUGGAGAAGUUGUUACCAGGAUUUGAAUCCGUCACAAGACAGAUUUAGAGACUGAUUCCGAAAUUUGGUAAUGUCAUCAAAAUAGACGGGUUACUUGAACUCAUUCUUGAUACUUCCAUGCAUUAGAGGAGUUUAAGUGAAAGAAUAGAGUUGAAUUGUUUGGUGGCUGGGAAAAGAAAGUGAUGUCCCCAACCUGAGUUUUUGUGCAAUGAUGUAAAAUUUUAUUUGAUGAUUAAUAUGAAAUAUUUAUACACCUGAUGUGAUAAGGUCAACUCAGCGUCUAUGUGAGUGUAGGUUUUUCUUUUCUUGUACCAGCAUGCUAUUUGACAUUUAUAGACAUUACGUACUCUGAAAGAAGAAUACGUUAUCGGUUUAACAGACGUCUGAAGAGGAAAUACACUCAUGUGAUUGUCCUUCAAAUAUAAACAAUCGUGUAUGAUGAUGUUUAUUUUAUUGAUAGGAAUAUACGAUGGGAUGUAUAUAACUCAGAAUUUGCUUGCA